Molecule: messenger RNA, 491 nt
Organism: Paecilomyces variotii
Lineage: Eukaryota; Fungi; Ascomycota; Eurotiomycetes; Eurotiales; Thermoascaceae
Exons: 1
Coding region: 10-363 (117 amino acids)
Source: RefSeq, a predicted model, not a curated record
GUCCCGAGAAUGCCAGUCUACGCAGAGCCCGGGGUCCUCUACUACCCUACCAUGACCGGUCCUCUGGCUCCGCCGCAGCCUCCCACCCUCGAAGACGGCAGCACGCCAUGGCGCGGCCCUACAAAGAAAGAUGUCGAGGAGCAGAACGCUAAGAUCGCGGAAAAGGUUGGAGCCACCAAGCCAGCUCAGUUGAUCCCUUACGAGGCUGCCGACGGACAGCAGUGGUGGGUUCGUGAACUCGACGGCUCCUUUACCCUGCGUACCACGAACGAUAUCAUGGAAAAUUGUCAGCCGGGUCGUUGGGCUUAUGCCAACGCUGGAUAUCCUUACUUUGUGCGCGCUGAAGCUCCUGCUGCCAAUUGAGUCGUUCGGCGGAUGAGAUAUUUGUCUAUGCUCUGGUAUGCUAGGCCUCUUACCUAUUAUGCAGAUAAUUAGAAUCCGUAACUGACUUUUAUCUCCCACACUCAAGAUGCUACAGACAUAAGCUACUA